This is a messenger RNA of Oncorhynchus mykiss (rainbow trout), 2626 nucleotides long. The record is from RefSeq and is a predicted model, not a curated record. Lineage: Eukaryota; Metazoa; Chordata; Actinopteri; Salmoniformes; Salmonidae.
CGCACUUCCGGGUGUUGCCUGCUCUGAAUCACGCGCAUUUUCGCCGCUGCAGCACCUUCGGCAUCCCGGAUACUCACCAGUCGGUGAUCACCAGCAGCAUCAGGUUUUAGAUGUCUUUUAGAUAUCUAGCAGCAACACACCGCUGGAAUCAAGACGGUCGAGGAAAAAGCGCUGCUGAAACAACACAACUCUGAAGACAUAUUUUUUCAUCGUUACACCCACGUCUCUCUACUGUUGCUUUUUUCCCCCCCUUCACAUUUUAAAUGAAUCUUGUAAGAUUUAUGAAUAACAGAGUUCCGUCCAAUAAGAGGUAUCAACCCACAGACUAUGAACAUGCUGCAAACUGUGCUACACACGCGCUGUGGGUAAUCCCCAGCCUAUUGGGCAGCUCUGUGCUGCACUUCCUGUCUGAGGACCAAUGGGAGCGCGUCUCAGCCUGGCUCUAUGGGGCGGGGCUCACCUCCCUCUUCCUCAUCUCUACUCUGUUCCACACGGUGACCUGGAAGAAAAGCCACCUACGGUCUGUGGAGCACUGUUUCCACAUGUGUGACAGAAUGGUGAUCUAUUUCUUCAUAGCAGCCUCCUACGCCCCCUGGUUGAACCUGCGGGAGCUGGGACCCUGGACCUGUCACAUGAGGUGGUUGGUCUGGGUGAUGGCCUCUGUUGGAACCACAUACGUCUUCUUCUUCCACGAGAGGUAUAAGUUGAUGGAACUGAUCUGUUAUACAGUGAUGGGAGUGUUCCCAGCCUUGGUCAUCCUGUCAAUGCCGGACCGCGAGGGGCUGUGGGAGUUGUUAGUGGGCGGUGCCUGUUACUGUCUGGGCAUGGUGUUCUUCAAGAGUGAUGGCCUCGUCCCAUUCGCCCAUGCCAUCUGGCACCUGUUUGUUGCCAUGGGAGCAGGCGUCCAUUACUACGCCAUCUACCGGUACCUCUACACGCCAGCAGCCAAUCAGAUGAAGACAUCCAGAUGACACACGGAGACCGGGGGCGAGGGGUGAUGACAUCACAGGACGUUGAAGGAAGGAGUGGACUUGUGAAGAAGUGAUGUCAAGAAAGGAGGGAUGGAGAGAUGAGAAUAGAACCAUAGCAACGUGGAGAGAUGAGAAUAGAACCAUAGCAACGUGGAGAGAUGAGAAUAGAACCAUAGCAAUGUGGAGAGGUGACAAUAGAACCAUAGCAACAUGGAGAGAUGAGAAUAGAACCAUAGCAACGUGGAGAGAUGAGAAUAGAACCAUAGCAACAUGGAGAGAUGAGAAUAGCAACGUGGAGAGAUAUUUUUUACAUUUCACUUUUAUUUAACCAGGUAGGCCAGUUGAGAACAAGUUGAGAACAGUUGAGAACAAGUUCUCAUUUACAACUGCGACAUGGCCAAGAUAAAGCAAGCAGUACGACAAAAACAACAACACAGAGAUGAGAAUAGAACCAUAGAAACAUGGGGAGAUCACUGGUUUAUGUGUCCUGGACAGACAGGAUGUAGAUCACUGGUUUAUGUGUCCUGGACAGACAGGAUGUAGAUCACUGGAUGUUGGUCACUGGUUUGUGUGUCCUGGACAGACAGGAUGUAGAUCACUGGUUGAUGUGUCCUGGACAGACAGGAUGUAGAUCACUGGUUUAUGUGUCCUGGACAGACAGGAUGUAGAUCACUGGUUUAUGUGUCCUGGACAGACAGGAUGUAGAUCACUGGUUUAUGUGUCCUGGACAGACUGGAUGUAGAUCACUGGUUUAUGUGUCCUGGACAGACAGGAUGUAGAUCACUGGUUUAUGUGUCCUGGACAGACUGGAUGUAGAUCACUGGUUUAUGUGUCCUGGACAGACAGGAUGUAGAUCACUGGUUUAUGUGUCCUGGACAGACUGGAUGUAGAUCACUGGUUUAUGUGUCCUGGACAGACAGGAUGUUGAUCACUGGUUUAUGUGUCCUGGACAGACUGGAUGUAGAUCACUGGUUUAUGUGUCCUGGACAGACAGGAUGUAGAUCACUGGUUUAUGUGUCCUGGACAGACUGGAUGUAGAUCACUGGUUUAUGUGUCCUGGACAGACUGGAUGUAAAUGACUAAUUUAUGUGUCCUGGACAGACAGGAUGUAAAUGACUAGUUUAUGUGUCCUGGACAGACAGGAUGUUAAUUACUUACUUUAUGUGUCCUGGACAGACUGGAUGUAGAUCACUGGUUUAUGUGUCCUGGACAGACAGGAUGUACAUCACUGGAUGUUGGUCACUGGUUUAUGUGUCCUGGACAGACAGGAUGUAGAUCACUGGAUGUUGAUCACUGGUUUAUGUGUCCUGGACAGACAGGAUGUAAAGUUAGUUAUGUAACCCUCCAGUGUAGUGUAGUGUAGUGUGCGUGGUAGAGUAGUCUAGAAAUGACAGAUGGUGAAGGUGUUUCUCCUGAUUGUACUACUAAUACAUUCCAGUCUAGUGCAGGUAUUAUCCUACUACAGCCAUUAUUACUAUCAUUGUUAUUAUUAUUACUAUUAUUAUAAUUACAUUCCAGACUAGUGCAGGUAUUAUCCUACUACAGCCAUUAUUACUACUACCAUAAUUAUUAUUAUUAUACUAUUGUUACUAUUAUUAUUCUUAUUACUAUUACUGUUAUUAUUUGUACUAUUAUUCGUUUUUACUAUUGCUAUU